Laccaria bicolor S238N-H82 is the source of this 2025-nucleotide messenger RNA. RefSeq lists its product as uncharacterized. The coding region runs from base 1 to 2025 and encodes 674 amino acids. The transcript is spliced from 13 exons. NCBI's taxonomy places the organism in Eukaryota, Fungi, Basidiomycota, Agaricomycetes, Agaricales, Hydnangiaceae. The record is from RefSeq and is a predicted model, not a curated record.
AUGUCAUCCCAUAACCACAACCCUAUGGGUAAAAAUCAACAUGCUACUGUCCCGUCUGUGGAUGACCCUCGUCUCGCUGAAGUGCUGACGAAAUUUCAUCGGGAGGGAUUGUCCAGUAAUAGCCGUAUAAAGCAGAGGCUGUUUGCAGAGUACGGGAUUUCAGCCAGUGUCUCUUCUAUCAAGCGUUGGAGGAAUGACCUUCAGUUAUUGGGACCUCGUUCCAAACUGCAAAAGCUCACCGAAAAGGAGAAAGAGCAAGUUGUUUUACAACAGCUUGACAGAGACCCUUCGAAAGGACAAGGGCUCGGGACUAUCAAAAAUCACAUUGCCCACGACCAGGGUAUUCAAUUGGCGCGUGACACUAUAUCUGGCAUCAUGCACCUUCAUGAUGCGGAUGCGUUUCUUGCUCGUGAGCCGGGGGCAAAGAGGAUCCACCGUGUACCCAAGGCACCAAUUGGCGUCCACGAGAGGUGGUCAGGCGACGGCCACGAUAAGCUCUAUAAGAUAGGUUUCCCAAUAUGGGCUGUCGUUGACGAUGCAACAGCGAGAUGGCUCGCUGCACGGGUUGUUCCAAGCAAUCGAAUGGGUGACAUAAUCGGCUAUUUAUUUCUUUGCCUCGUCCUCAAAUACAAAGGGCUUCCUCUCCAGUUUAGUACUGAUUGCGGCUCAGAAACGACACAACUGUAUGGGCUUGUUAAUGCUCUUCGCCAAAUUUUUCAUCCUGACUACGACAUUGGUACGCUGCCUGCUCACUGUUAUCUUCGAAGUGUGCACAAUAUCUCAAUCGAGCGGUCUUGGCUGCGACUGCGCCUUGAUUUUGGUGACAAUGCUGUCACGGAGUACCAAAAGGGACCCCCAUCCGGAAACUUCAAACCUGAAGACCCAGUUCAUUCUCAAUUGAGCCAGUGGCUUUGGUCUAAAACUCUCCAGCUCGCACUCGAUGGUUUCACCGAAAUGCGAAAUGGACAGAAGAUGCGUAAAGAUAAUGAAAAGGCUGGUCCCUCUGGUUGCUCUCGGAAUGAGGCAUUCUUCUUGCCGCAGAACUUCGGCCUGGUAGACAAGCUACUCCCUCUCAACGACGAUCAACUCAAGAUUGUAUUCGAAAUCAAAGAGUUCAUGGGUGGCGAUGCCCUCCUUGCUUUUGCAUCCCCAGAGUUCUCAGAGAAGGCGGAAAUUGCGUACCAGUCCUUAGGCGUCACAGAGCUGACCAUACAUAAUGCGUGGCAUAUUUUCGAGGCCCUUCUUCCAUUGUUCUACAUAUUGCCUCCCGUCCUUCAUCAAUUGAUCACAAUCAAUCUGGGCUCAGGUCUAGUGGCUGAGGGCUCAGCUCUUCAACACCUUUCACUGUGCUCAUCGCAAUGGCUAAGUGUUCAUACUGUGGUAUUGACUUUCCACUUCUGGCUGACCAGGACAAUGAAGCAGGGGUUUGGUGUGGUAAAUGCACUCUGCGGGUACCUGGAAUCUCAGUCCCCGAAAUCGCAGCCAUCAAUGACAAACCACAAGAAAGCACCCCACAUACCAACAACCAUUCUCAGGAUACAAGGAGUCACGCCACUUUUAUUGGAGCAGAAUGCGACAGAUAUGGGGGGUACUUUCCGCCAAGGAUAUCAAGCGCAAGCUUCGGAUCCCCGAUUGAAUAAGCCCAGCACUGCACAUGGAGUAGAAGGAGGUCUCAACAAACUCAAGAACUUAAGCAAAGCGCAAACUGUUGUGGCGGAACGGAAGGCGAAAAGAGAAGAAGCCAAUCUGGUUGGUACUGGGAUUAAAGUUGGUGCAACGCUUUGGAAGAUUCCCGAACAAGGAAAGAUGACAAAGAUUGAGCCCAUCCGAGUCGUUCACGUCUUUAGCCCAGAAACUGAGACGAAAGAUGCACUUGGGACACUGUUGGGCAUGGUCCGGAAACCAUUUGUGGAUCAAUAUCCUGAUGCUGAUAUGUUGACGUGCAAAAAUACUCGUCGCUUGAACACUUCGAUCAAAGGCUUCCUAUGGAACAGUUUUACCAUGAAUUUGUCAAGGGGAAAUUAG